GCUGAGCACAGAGGUGGGUACAGGUACAGUGCUAACUGGCUGGCAGCGACGAGCGUUUCCUUUAUGGUGUUGGCGUAGGCGUGACGCCAUGUUGUGAAAAGUGUCUGGCAAAUAGUGAAAAAUUCACACGGAAAACUGCACUCGAACGUCGCGAAAACAAACAACAAAAGUCAAAUCAAACCAAAUUUAAAACCAAAUUUUCGAGUGAGUGGGAGGCAGUUGCUAGCGAGUCCAAUGGCCAACCGAAUUGUAGGCCCCGGUGGUGCCACCUCGCUGGUCCCACUAACGGCGCUGGUGGUGCUGCUGCUGGCGGUGGUGCAGUGCAUCCAGGCGAGUCCGCAGCGCACCGCCGCCUUUUCGCUGCAGGCGGCCGUGGAUGAGCUGCAUCGGCGGGAGGCGGCCAAGUACCCGCUGAACGCCCCUCCACCACCCUCUCUAGAUGACUGGGAAGAAGAUGGCGAUUUAUUUGGCAAGAAUAGGAAUCGGAAUCGCCAUCGAGUUAAUAAGGCACUUGGCAAGUACUUAGAACGCGACGAGGACAACUACGGUCCGGAUCACAACCUGGGAUUGGGCUUGGGUCUGGGAUUGGGACUGGGAUUGGAGGACGGAGGCGACUUGGGCGCGAACAAUCUGCCGCUGGCCGAUGAGAAGAGAAAGCGCUUCUCUUCUUUUCGGGAACGCGACGAGCAGUUCGAUGGACCCGUUCCCUCGGCUUUCCGUGAGCGUGAGAACCAGCCAUUGAAUGCAGAGCCCGCACACAAUGAGCUGACGGAGCAGUUUCUACGCGAGAUCGAGGAAGCCAGGGAUCGGGAUGCAGUGCGUCAGUGGUGGCGCCACCUGGACCAGGCCAAGAGCCCGCAGGAGCCGGAACCACAGGAUGCCGAACUGUUCGAGCAGAAGAAGCGCAUGCGAGUGCCCCCGUAUUACCUGUUGAUGCAGAAGAAGCGUUCCUAUCCGGUUCUUCCAUGGCUCCCUUAUAAUGGUGACAAGAGGAAGCGCUUCCCGGUGGCCAAGCGGAGCACCACCAGCUCCAAUUCGGACUCCCCUUUGGGCAGAACCGAUGAGCGAGUGGCCCAGGAGCUGAGUGAACUGUUCGGCAAGCCCGGGGAUAGCAAGUCACAUCCCGAGGAGAAACGCAAGCGAUCGGCGGAGGAUCAGUCGAAGGCCACCACCCAUCAACCUGAAUCCGCGCCAGCCACGGCCACCGCACUGGGUGAUAUGCGUCUGGAGAUCAACUUCCAGCGGGUGAAUGUCACCACCAAGGACACGCCCACUCCAGCGCCCCCGGGAACUGGGGAAAUGGUGCAACAUGGCGGACAUGCCGGCCAUCACGGCGGUCAUGUGGUGCCGGGAAUGUCACCCGAGUAUCGACAUAGGAAACGCAGUGAUCACGCGCAUGGCGAGAAUGUCGAGGAUCCGGAGGCGGACGAGCACGACGAGGAGGGCGAGGAGAGCUCCGAUGAGGAUGACCAUGAUGAGUUCGACGAGGAGGACGGUGAGGGUGACCUGGAGGCGGAGGAUGCGGAGGAGCGACGGCGCAAGAAGAAGCGCGCUGCUGCCAGUUUAUCCGGCACAUCCAAGCAUUUGCAUGCCCCCACCGUGGGUCAUCUAAUGCUCCGAGCCAAGAAGUCCAUCGAUUGGUCGCAGUACUUUGGUUUAGAUCGCAAGAAGAAGUCCGCACAGAAAAAUGAGGAACUCAAGAAACGCAGCGAUUCGGACAGCAGCACCAACAAUGAUGACGACAACGAGGAUGAGAGUUCUGAGGCGGAGAAAAGGAAGGUUGAUUUCGAUGUGGAGAAACUGGACAGCAUGGACAGGAAGCUGCAGUCCAUCGAGGACUUCAUCAUCGACGAGACCAUCAAGUACACGGGUGCGCACGAAGGUCUGAACAGCAAGGAGGACAUUCGCAGGAUCAAGGAUCAUGUCCUCUCCCGCUUGGCCACCGCUUACAGUCUGGAGAAGAUGCGUCGUGCCUUAGACAGACUCCGGAAAUCGGUGGAGAACGAAAAUCACCUGAUGCACAAUGCCAUCGAACCGGAAUCGGAGGAGAACGCCUUGGAUUCCAACUACUGGCAGGCCAAGAAGUCGGUGAAGAAGGAGCAGGCAGAGGAUCCUGCAGAGGAUGCAAAGCCGCCCAAGGACAUGGAGAAGAGAAAGCGCAGUGGUUACCUGCGCUAUCCCGAGCAGCCAAACACCAUGGAGGAGGCCCUCAGCCUGGGCAGCACCCCCUACGAAACCCUGAACGACGCCUAUCUGGGCAACAAGAACUACAUCGUGGGCUCCAAUCAAUGCCCCAUCAUCGAGUCGAUGGCGGAGCGCUGUCGGGGCGUUGACCUGAUCUCCGGCGACAUUAACCAGGAGCUCUUGCCUCUUUGCGGCGUUCAUCAGAUAUGCUAUCUAUGUGGUGCCUCGCAGGUGGCCUGCGACUAUCAGUAUUUGGCGGAGGCGGACGGCGUUUGCGGCGACAGCAAUGAGUGCCAGUCGGCGGCCCGCUCCAUCCUCAUGAUCCUGCGGGGAUCCCCCGGCCGGCAGCUGGGACCGCGGGAGUGCUUGAAGAACCCCUGCUUGUACAGGGCGAUGCGGGAGAUCGGGCUAUAAGCGGACUAUUGCAGACUGCCGCCCAGCGUUUUCCUAACGUCUUUUUGUGUGCGUUUAAAAAGAAAAACCAAAAUCUAAGUUGAAAUUGAAAUUGAAAAAACCGGUAAUGCAACCCAGAGAGAGAAGAUUAAAA
Drosophila rhopaloa is the source of this 2731-nucleotide messenger RNA. RefSeq lists its product as uncharacterized. The transcript has 7 exons. The record is from RefSeq and is a predicted model, not a curated record. NCBI's taxonomy places the organism in Eukaryota, Metazoa, Arthropoda, Insecta, Diptera, Drosophilidae. Bases 235 to 2598 code for a protein of 787 amino acids.